Chelmon rostratus (copperband butterflyfish) is the source of this 1740-nucleotide messenger RNA. It is a transcript of the gene fbp1a, whose product is annotated as fructose-1,6-bisphosphatase 1a. Gene Ontology annotation, molecular function: fructose 1,6-bisphosphate 1-phosphatase activity. The coding region runs from base 16 to 1215 and encodes 399 amino acids. Gene Ontology annotation, biological process: gluconeogenesis; sucrose biosynthetic process; fructose 1,6-bisphosphate metabolic process. Gene Ontology annotation, cellular component: cytoplasm; cytosol. The transcript has 8 exons. The record is from RefSeq and is a predicted model, not a curated record. NCBI's taxonomy places the organism in Eukaryota, Metazoa, Chordata, Actinopteri, Chaetodontiformes, Chaetodontidae.
GAAACAAAGCGCCUGAUGUUCUGGAUGUACGAUGGCUCGGUUGGCACAGAGCGGGUCGUGUUUCCUGCGGGGCCACACCUCUCGCGCUGCUCUGGAUUGGCCCCUUGCGCCUUCACAGUUCCGCCUCGACGCGCAUUUAAGUCCUGCAGCGUUUCCUCCAACUUCUACUAUCAGGCUUCAGGAGACUAUCCGGCCACCAUGUCCGAGCGAGGAGCCUUCGACACCAACGUGGUCACCGUGACCCGGUUCGUCAUGGAGGAGGGCAGGAAGGCCAAAGGUACCGGAGAGCUCACGACGCUGCUGAACUCUCUGUGCACGGCGGUGAAGGCCAUCUCCUGCGCCGUGCGCAAAGCUGGGAUCGCCCACCUGUAUGGCAUUGCCGGCAGCACUAACGUGACAGGUGACCAGGUGAAGAAGCUGGACAUCCUGUCCAAUGAUCUGAUCAUCAACAUGAUCAAGUCCUCUUUUACCUCCUGUGUGCUGGUGUCUGAAGAGAAUGACAAAGCCAUCAUUAUAGAGCCAGAAAUGAGGGGCAAAUACAUUGUGUGCUUUGAUCCUUUGGACGGCUCCUCCAACAUCGACUGUCUCGUCUCCAUCGGAACCAUUUUUGCCAUCUACAAAAAGUCCACAGAUGAUCAGCCCUCUGAGAAGGACGCCCUGCAGCCUGGCAGGAACCUUGUUGCGGCGGGAUACGCCCUCUACGGCAGCGCCACCAUGAUGGUGAUCUCCACCGGCCAGGGAGUGAACUGCUUCAUGCUCGACCCAUCGAUCGGCGAGUUCAUCCUGGUCGAUCGGGAUGUGAGGAUCAAGAAGCGAGGCAAGAUUUACAGCUUGAAUGAGGGCUACGCGAAGCACUUUGAGCCCGCUGUCACGGAGUACCUGCAGAAGAAGAAGUUCCCUCAGGAUGGCACUGAGCCCUACGGCGCCCGUUACAUUGGCUCCAUGGUGGCAGACGUGCACCGAACGCUGAUGUAUGGAGGCAUCUUUUUAUACCCAGGAAAUGUGAAGAGCCCCCAAGGAAAGCUGCGGCUGCUGUACGAAGGCAACCCCAUGGCCUACAUCAUGGAGCAGGCGGGUGGCAUGGCCUCCACCGGCCUCGAGACCAUCCUGGACAUCCAGCCAGAGAGCAUCCACCAGCGGGCUCCCGUGGCAAUGGGCUCCCCGGAGGAUGUGCUGGAGUACAUCGCCAUCUGCCAGAAACACGCCAAGAAGUGAGAGUGCACCGACUCGCUCCGACAACCAUCGCUGGCCGGCGAAAAACCCUGUAUCUCCAACUUUCCACUUUUAUGGGACUGAGUUCGCCUCCUUUUGAGCUUGAUGUACAUGUACCAAAAAUGUCAGGGGGUUUUCUGAGCGCAAACGCAUAAAUAACCAAGGUUGGAGUUACAAGGUUUUCAUGUCAUACCAGCAUAUUCAUGUUCUAUUUGUGGAAAGCUGACAGACAAUAGAAAGAAGGUGGUUAAGUGGAAACAUGGAAACUGCAGCUCAUGAGCUCAAUAACACACACAUUCCACAAAACACUGCCAAAGACCAAAAACAAAGACAAAUGCACUUGAAUAAACCGAAGCUGAAGACUUUUCUCUUCACUUUACCUCCGGCUGUGCCUUAAUUAGAAUGACGAGACAUUCUACACGCAUGAAGGACCAAAUGCAAACCUCUAUGCAAAACCUGAUGCCUUUAUUAUGUGAACAACUGCUGUUUGAAUGAUGAAGUCUCAAUAAAUCAACAUGAGUCUAUGAA